UUGUGAAGGAGGGGAAAGUGGUGAAGGGAGUGGCAUUGCAGCGCAGCAGUCUCUUCUUCCUCGUCUCCUACUGUCUGUCUCUCUGUACUACUGGCCUCUCGCUCUCACACUCGUACGGCACCCCCGCUUUCUUCUUCUUGUGCUGCUGCCUGCUGGUGCUGGGGUGGGGGCCUGGAUUGGGGCUAAGAUAAAUUUGGUGGGUUUCGAUUCGAUUCGAGAGCUCUCUUCCUUCCUUAGUUCCUUGGUUCAGGAGGGUUGGUUGGUUGGUUCACAAGGCAAGGCAGAUGAGAUGAGGAGGAGGAGGAGAGGAAUUGAUCGAUGAUGAUGAUGGAUUCAAGUGCAAGUGCAAGGCGCUGGGUUUGGAUCUGAGCUCCCAUCGUUACCUCUUGUCUGCCGCCAUGGCCAACAAAUCGAAAUCGGCAGCGGCGUCCCCUUCUUCUUCCUCCUCACCGUCAGUCGCCCUUGGCCUUGCCGCCACCACGCCCACCACCUCCCCACUACCACUAGCACCUGCAGCUGCAGCCUCUUCCUCCAACCCCAAUGCCACGCCGGCCGACACCACUCCCACUUCCCCGCCGCCCGCCUCCCCACCUCUACCGUCCGCAACGCCACCGCUUGCUGCCUCGCCACCGCCACCACCACCACCACCGCCACCCAGAAAUUCACCAUCGCCUCCUAAACCGCCAAGCCAAGCAGCGCAAUCGCCUCUGCCCCCGACAACAACCACGACUACGCCUCCGACUGCUCCAGUACCAGCAGCAGCGCCUCCUCCUACUGCUCCCUCCCCUUAUUCUGCUCCGUCUCCCACUCCCACUCCCACCCACACCCAGCCCCGCCCAUCUCCGCCGCUGCUGCCUACACCUGCCACUGCUGCUGACCCUGCCAACCCCAACAAGGCCAGGCACCCCAGCUCCAACAAAUCCUCCAGCCCUGCUGCUCCUCGACGCACUAACUCCUCCUCCUCACCGCCCAACCUUGCCAUUGCUGUCGGUGCAGUGCUCGCCAUCCUUGUGCUUAGCUUAUUAGGAGCUGCUAUAUGGUACACUACCAAGAAGAAGAAGAAGCAGCGUAGGAGGGAUAAUGGCUACCGUGCUGGAUUCAUGUCACCCACUUCUCCCUUGUCUUCUCACCACCCAUCAUCAGGAUCAGGUGCCUCCGCAAAUGUAGGAUCAUCGUUGGACCCUUCUUUCAAAACAAACUAUAGCGCCGGAAGUCCCAAACUGAAAGCAUGCAUGUCUGAUAUUAGCAUGGGCAAUUCCCGCUUCUUCACAUACCAAGAACUGUACCAGAUUACUGAUGCUUUCUCAGCUCACAACCUGCUGGGGGAAGGAGGGUUUGGGUCUGUAUACAAGGGCCACUUGCCAGAUGGAAAACAAGUGGCUGUUAAGCAAUUAAAAGAUGGUGGUGGACAAGGGGAACGUGAAUUCCAGGCUGAAGUCGAGAUAAUUAGUCGUGUGCAUCACCGUCAUCUGGUAUCUCUUGUGGGAUAUUGCAUUUCCAAUAACCAAAGGUUACUUGUCUACGACUUUGUGCCUAAUAACACCCUUCAUUAUCAUCUUCACGGACAGGGGAGGCCUGUUCUAGAUUGGUCGGCUAGGGUUAAAAUUGCUGCAGGUGCUGCUCGUGGAAUAGCGUAUCUACAUGAAGAUUGCCAUCCAAGGAUAAUCCACCGAGACAUCAAGUCCUCAAACAUUUUGUUGGAUAAUAACUUCGAGGCACAUGUGGCUGAUUUUGGUCUUGCGAGGUUGGCUUUGGACGCUGUAACUCAUGUAACUACCCGUGUAAUGGGGACAUUUGGGUACAUGGCUCCAGAGUAUGCAUCAAGUGGGAAAUUGACUGAGAGAUCUGAUGUGUUCUCUUUUGGUGUUGUUCUCUUAGAGCUUAUCACUGGUAGAAAACCUGUUGAUGCAUCAAGGCCAUUGGGUGAUGAGAGCCUUGUUGAGUGGGCUAGACCAUUGCUUACUCAAGCUAUUGAGACAGGUAAUUUGGAAGAGUUGGUCGACCCCAGGCUUGAGAGGAACUUCAAUGAAGCUGAAAUGUUCCGUAUGAUUGAAGCUGCAGCAGCCUGUGUUCGAUACUCCGCAUCAAGGAGGCCCAGAAUGAGCCAGGUGGUGCGAGCUCUUGAUAGCUUAGCCGAUAUUGAUCUUACAAAUGGCGUUCAGCCAGGGCAGAGCGAGCUUUUCAAUGUGGCGAACACAGCAGAGGUUAGGAUGUUCCAGCGGAUGGUGCUGGGCAACCACGAUGACAGCUCCGACAUGAGCCAAUACGGUUGGAGCAGCAGUCGCCAGUAGAGGCCAUCAAAUUUGACUAUCACACGAGUUCUUUUUAGGUGAUCACAUCACAAAGAAAGAGCCAUUGGUGAACCAAAAUGAAAACAAGAAAAGAAUGGAAGUAUCUUUAUUGUUCCUGAAUGAAUAUUAAUGUGUGAUGAUGAAGGAACAAAACAAGAUAAAAAUGGAUGGUACGUACGUAUGCGUCCGCUCCAAUGUACUUACAUGUUGUCGUAUGAGAUGAGCAAGUAGGGUUAAUGUACAGUUACAAGGCUAGUACUAGGCUUCAGCUAGUAUAAAUUUUGUACACGAAAAAGGGAAAUUGAUUUGGAUGUGGAAAAAAAAAUGGUGCUGUUAGUGAACAGUAGCUGCUUGCUAGACUAUACUAUUACUAGGUAGAUGUGGUUUGUGAAUGUGAAUGUGAUUGGGAAGGAGGAGGGAGGUGGAGGUCCCUGGCGUCGCGGCGGGCGGAGACGCCAACCCCGGUGGACCUGACGGAGAACUGGCGCAGGGCGUGGCCGAACUCGGGGUCGUCGGCGUUGGAGCCACGGUGCUGCAGCCACUGGAUCUUGUUGUGGUAGUCGGGGAAGAAGCGCGUCUUGGCGGCGGAGUAGGUGAAGUAAGGGAGGAGCGCGGCGGCGGGGACGAGCAGGGUGACCACCCAGUAGGAGGGCGCGGCGGCCAGGCCGUCGGUGAAGAGCAUGAAGUAGUUGGUGGAGAAGGCCGGGGUGAUGGCGCCGUAGGCGAGGAGGAACACGUACCACAGCGCCACGCUGCCCCAGAUGCAGGCGUGCUGCACCAGGGUGAAGUAGUUGG
Oryza sativa Japonica Group (Japanese rice) is the source of this 3086-nucleotide messenger RNA. RefSeq names its product proline-rich receptor-like protein kinase PERK8. Lineage: Eukaryota; Viridiplantae; Streptophyta; Magnoliopsida; Poales; Poaceae. The record is from RefSeq and is a predicted model, not a curated record. Gene Ontology annotation, molecular function: ATP binding; protein kinase activity. Gene Ontology annotation, biological process: protein phosphorylation.